GUACGUGCUUAAUUUACUUAUUCGCUUACCAACACUUUCAUGUUGUUAGUUGUAGACGCUCUCAUUUACGGAAGCGGUUAGCCUGUUAGCCUUAUUAGCAGCAGCGGCUAGCUUUAGCUCGCCAAUACACUAUUGAAUACUGUUGUGGUUCUUAUUAUAAUAGCUUCUGGUUUAGGUGAAGAUGAGUCUCAGAAAACAAACCCCCAGUGACUUUCUGAAGCAGAUUAUCGGCAGACCUGUGGUGGUCAAGCUCAACUCGGGCGUUGAUUACAGAGGUGUUCUGGCCUGUCUGGAUGGUUACAUGAACAUUGCUAUUGAGCAGACAGAGGAGUACGUCAACGGGCAGCUCAAGAACAAGUAUGGAGAUGCCUUUUUGAGAGGAAACAAUGUUCUGUACAUCAGCACCCAGAAGAGGAAGGUGUAGCAGAAAUCUUCUUUUUUUAAUUAUUGUAAGUUUGUUUUAGAGAGCGAGUUUUUGUUCUUUUGUGGUUUUGUAAAGUUGAAAUGUUCUACAAAUGACAUAAGUUGAUAAAUGAUGGAUUUCAUUUACAUUUUCAUACUGUUAUGAAAAUAGAAAUAAAAUUACUUUAAAUGGA
This is a messenger RNA of Poecilia latipinna (sailfin molly), 596 nucleotides long. RefSeq names its product LSM6 homolog, U6 small nuclear RNA and mRNA degradation associated (gene lsm6). Gene Ontology annotation, molecular function: RNA binding. Lineage: Eukaryota; Metazoa; Chordata; Actinopteri; Cyprinodontiformes; Poeciliidae. The transcript has 4 exons. The coding region runs from base 182 to 424 and encodes 80 amino acids. Gene Ontology annotation, biological process: mRNA splicing, via spliceosome; maturation of SSU-rRNA. Gene Ontology annotation, cellular component: nucleolus; U4/U6 x U5 tri-snRNP complex; U6 snRNP. The record is from RefSeq and is a predicted model, not a curated record.